AUGGCGCGAAUUGCCCCCCGCGUUCUUCGCAGCUACCUGUUUGGCGGCCAAGUCCCAGCAAGAGGAUGUCUUCGUCGCAGUCCGGUCAGGUCUCCAGCUCUACAGAGAUAUCACGGCACGCAAGCUCCUCUCGCCGAAACAAAUUCUGCUCCCUCCAUCUCGAUCCCGUUCCGCAAACAACUCAAGGAUGAGGCAAAGAGGCGCAAGGUCGAGGGUUUUGGAAAAAAGGCAAAGAAGGAUAACCAGAAGUUGGAGGACUGGGAGUUGACCGUAGGCAUUGAGAUACACGCCCAACUGAAUACAGCCCGAAAACUCUUCUCGUCUGCCGCGUCUACUAUUAACGAUGUACCCAAUACUCAUGUUGCGCUCUUCGAUGUCGCUAUGCCAGGCUCGCAGCCUGCUUUCCAAAAAGAAACCCUGAUACCCGCCCUCCGAGCAGCUCUGGCUCUCAACUGCACUAUCCAGAAGACGAGCAAAUUCGAUCGCAAACACUACAUGCAUUGGGAUCAACCCUCCGGGUACCAGAUUACACAAUACUACGAGCCCUUUGCGAAGGACGGACACAUCACACUAUAUGCACAUGAUGGCAUUGCAAAGGAGGAUGGAGACCGGAUAGACAUUGGCAUCAAGCAGAUACAGAUGGAGCAGGAUACGGCCAAGACCAUUUCACAGCCUGGAGACAUACAUCUGUUGGAUUUCAACCGGGUUGGCCUACCGUUGAUCGAAAUCAUCACCCUGCCACAGAUCCAUCACCCGAGUACCGCAGCUGCAAUGGUUAGGAAGAUCCAGAUCAUUCUCAACUCGGUAGAUGCGUGUGUUCUUGGGUUGCAAUCUGGUGGACUACGUGCCGACGUCAACGUGUCUGUGCGAAGAAGGGAUGGCGAAGAGGGUGAGAAUGAAUACUCCGGAGUCAAGGGAUUGGGCAAGAGAACGGAGAUAAAGAAUUUGAGCAGCUUCAAGGCCGUCGAAGAUGCCAUCAUUGCUGAACGCGAUCGCCAAAUCGGAGUUCUUGACGCUGGGGGUAAGAUUGAAGGGGAGACUCGAGGCUGGACCAUUGGGAGCACGGAGACAAGAAGACUUCGAGGGAAAGAAGGGGAAGUUGAUUACAGGUACAUGCCUGAUCCAGAUCUCGGCCCAGUCAUCAUCGGACAAGAUCUUAUUGACCACUUGCACGAGUCCCUCGGUGUUCUCCCGGACCAUGAAAUCAACAUCCUGGUGGACGACUAUGGUCUGACGACAAAGGAUGCGAUGUCUCUAGUCUCACUGAACGAAGGGGGCCGUCACGAAUAUUUCCGUAACGUAGUGGACGAGCUCCAGCGUUUGGCCCCAAAACAGGAUCUCAAGGAAGCCGGCAGACUUGCUGGCAAUUGGGUCUUACAUGAAAUGGGAGGUUUGAGUAACGUUGAGGUCGACGAGGAGGACCCAUUGCGAAUGACCAGCGAUGGAGACUGCAUAAUUCCCUCUACGGAACUAGCUCAGCUCGUCCACUACCUCGACACUUCCAAAAUCACUGGCAAAUCUGCAAAGAAAGUCCUCUCCGAACUCUUUUCGUCUGGCAGGUCGAAAUCAACCAAAGACCUGAUCGAUGAAGCGGGCUUAUGGUUCACUCCGCUUUCUGUUGCAGAGUAUGAGGAGCUGGCCAGAAGUAUCCUGGACAUGAAGGUUGUGGAACAGAUUUUGGCUGGCAAGGACGGGAAGAUCAACUUCUUGGUUGGACAAAUGAUGAGGAAAGAUGGAGAUGGCAGGGUGGACCCCCAAAAGGCUACGGUGGUAUUGAAGAAGCUGAUUGAAGAGUUCAGAGAGUGA
Messenger RNA from Lachnellula hyalina, 1806 nucleotides. Its product is annotated as Glutamyl-tRNA(Gln) amidotransferase subunit B, mitochondrial. Gene Ontology annotation, biological process: mitochondrial translation; glutaminyl-tRNAGln biosynthesis via transamidation. Gene Ontology annotation, molecular function: glutaminyl-tRNA synthase (glutamine-hydrolyzing) activity. The coding region runs from base 1 to 1806 and encodes 601 amino acids. The record is from RefSeq and is a predicted model, not a curated record. NCBI's taxonomy places the organism in Eukaryota, Fungi, Ascomycota, Leotiomycetes, Helotiales, Lachnaceae. The transcript has a single exon.